This is a messenger RNA of Owenia fusiformis, 727 nucleotides long. Lineage: Eukaryota; Metazoa; Annelida; Polychaeta; Sabellida; Oweniidae. The record is from the annotation of a GenBank genome assembly.
GAUCUAACAAUUUAAUGCAUGUGCUAUGAUUUAAUGUAGACAAACCAAAGAAGUAAUUGUCUAAAGCUUUAGUUCUACUUCGAUUUUAUUAUCUUGUUGAUAACCUUUUCGUACGGCAGGAGUCGUAUUACUAAAACAAUAGCAUCCCAUUAUGCUGGUCAAGUGUCACGUUUUAUCUAAUUGAAAAAUCAAUUGUAAAAAAACUGUCUAUAAAACCAGCUGGCAUAGAGAGUAUUAUGGCAAAAGAAUCGACACGGAGGGACAAACAGCAUGAAUUUUCUCACAACAAUCGUGCUGGCUAUGGUGAUUUCAAUCACAAGAUCACAAACUGUUUGUACCGGUUCGGAUGGGGAUCACCCUAUAGACGAUGUAUGGACGGAAACCAUGAAUCCACCUGGCAUUGAUGGAACGUGUCACUGUGAUGAAUAUAAAGACCACUGGAUAGACAUUGGGGAUUGCCCUGGGUCCGCUCGUCAAUGUGACGCUGCUACCAAAUAUUGCGUUUGGAAAGGUUGUAAGAAAUCUGGCAGACCUAGCGAACAAUACUACAAACCAGGUUAUGUGUAUGUCGUCGGUCUGUCUACGUGUACAUGUAAGAGCGUAAAUGACAUGGCAGAACCUCCAGCGAACCAAGGUGAUUUGUAUCCGGAAGAGUACAACUGGCACUGUGUAUCUAGUGGAGGUCCCCCACCUCCACAAACCCGAUAAUUAUAUUUUGAUGUCAUUU